Molecule: messenger RNA, 1660 nt
Organism: Closterium sp. Naga37s-1
Lineage: Eukaryota; Viridiplantae; Streptophyta; Zygnematophyceae; Desmidiales; Closteriaceae
Source: the annotation of a GenBank genome assembly
AAUCGUCUCUCCUCAUCGUCCCUCUCAUCGGAUGCGCGUCUCUCCCCACCACUGCCGCGUGCUCUUGAAGCUGCUACUCUGGAUAGCUUGCGCAGGCAGCAUCAGCGUCUACCAAGCCCGCACAGUCUCAGCCCACGGCCUCAAAGAUUGCGCGGACAUUCUUGCAGCAGGAACAACUCUCCCAUCGCCUCUUGCCACGGCAACCGAUUACGACGAAGCAAGCAGAGCAAAAGGGACGCCCUCGCGAGGGUACAAGCGCGAAGACGGUGUCUGCUGGAGCCGGGCCGAGAUGGCAUGCUACGCAGCGAUAGGCAGCGCUGGGUAUCCCACAAGAGACGCCGCAGAAGAGCGCGCGCAGCCGCAUGUGUCUGGUGCCCUUGAAACGAAACUGCGGCAAUACCACCGGUACCGGCGGGAGUGCCUGCGAGUGGAGCCAAUGGAACAGCUGCGAGCCACACUGCUAGCCGGCAAUGCCACUGCCUGCCGCUACUUGCUCUACCAUCAAACUAUAGACGGGCAGGGCAACCGGCUGAUGUCUCUCGUCUCCUCGUUUGCGUACGCGCUGCUGACGGGUCGGAUUCUCCUGCUGGUGUCCCGCAGUGGUCCCGCUACAGAGUUCUGUGAGCCAUUCGAGCAUGAGGCAUCGUGGGUCCUGUUCGAUGGGUCGGAGGAAGAAGGGGAGAGGAAUGCGAGGCUGCUACACAACCAUGUGGCCCAGGAGUGGAGGAGCGUGAGGGAGGGAGAGGAGGCACGGGCGUCGGGUGACAAGCUGCUGCCACCAAUGCUACGCCUGGACAUUAACCAAGCAACCUCCCCGUCUGGCUUCUUGUUCUUCUGCGAGGCAGAGCAGCAGUGGCUCUCCCACACGGCCACGUUACUCCUCACCUCCAACCAAUACUUCCUCCCCACGCUCUACCUCCUCCCCUCCUUCCGCCGCCUCCUCCGCCUCCUCUUCCCGGCGCACAUGCCCUUCCGCUCGCUCUCCCGCCUGCUGCUCUUCCCCCGCAACCGCAUCUGGGCGGGCAUCACCCACCGCUACCACACCCUCCUUGCCCCGGCGCCCGCUCGUGUCGGCCUGCAGGGGCGCUUUUCAACGCAUGCAAGGGAGAGCACAGUAGCUUGGUACACUACCGCUAUGGGGCGUUGCAUGCUGCAAGCUCUCAACUCCUCCACCGUGCAGAGAGCAAGGGGUAUGCGGCUUGCCAGGGAGGCGGCUUUGCAGCCAAAUCAGGGUCCUUUUGAUAUGCGGCGGGGACGGGAUAUGCGAGAGGGGGAGGGAGGGGGAGAGGGAGUAGGCUCAGCAGGGUGGGGCACGAGUGGGAGUACUGGGCACGGGGUGGGAGGUGUGGGUGAGAAUGGUGCACUCCGGGGUGUGCAUAACCUCUCAGAGGCAGUGACGGCUGAUGUGCCUGUAGCGAGAGUGACAGUGGGAAGUGACACUGCUUGUGCUCCUACACAGGAAGAGCCACCACCCAAUAGUACUGCCUCCACUGCUGAUCCUGCCGCGCCUGCUGCUACUCAGCAGCAGCAGCAGCAGCAGCAGCAGCAGCAGCAGCAGCAGCAGCAGCAGCAGCAGCAGCAGCAGCAGCAGCAGCAGCAGCAGCAGCAGCAGCAGCAGCAGCAGCAACAGGAGCGGCAGCGGCGUUGGCAGCAGCAUUAG